GCAGAGAAGAACAUUAAGAAGUUAACCUGCGGAAGCAAAGUUGCUUGAGCUCUUUCCAACUACCCUUCUCCAUGAAAACCUUAAGCUCCAAGUUCUUCUUCUUUUCGACUCUCUGUCUUCUCUGCGCAUUUACCAACGCCGCAGAUAUUCGCUAUUGCGAUAAGAAAGCCGACUACGAUGUUGAGGUCAGCGGGGUUGAGAUAUCUCCUGAUCCCAUUGCACGAGGUCAGCCUGCUACAUUCAGCAUUGCUGCAACUACAGGUAAAGCAUUGUCAGGAGGGAAGCUAGUGAUUGAUGUGUCGUAUUUCGGAUGGCACAUACAUAGUGAGACUCAUGACCUUUGUGGAGAAACCACUUGCCCUGUUUCCAUUGGUGAUUUCGUCAUUGCUCAUUCACAAGUUUUACCUGGAUUCACUCCACCUGGUUCAUACACUCUGAAGAUGAAGAUGUUCGAUGGAAAUAAGCAUGAGUUAACUUGCAUCACAUUUGGUUUUGAUAUUGGGUUUGGUUCCUCUGUUGCAGAUAUCUAAUUCACAUUGGUUGUUUAAGUUUAUGAUCAAGAACAAAUCUAUAUAAUUUGUACAAACUGCAGAGUAUCAUUGUAUUACCAGAUCCUUUUCUAUAAUCCAGCAUGCUUGGAAAGUAAAAUGUGUUGAAGUUCUUUCAGGAUUCGAAAACACAAAAUUUCCUUA
Vigna angularis (adzuki bean) is the source of this 692-nucleotide messenger RNA. RefSeq lists its product as uncharacterized. The coding region runs from base 72 to 530 and encodes 152 amino acids. The record is from RefSeq and is a predicted model, not a curated record. Gene Ontology annotation, molecular function: sterol binding. Lineage: Eukaryota; Viridiplantae; Streptophyta; Magnoliopsida; Fabales; Fabaceae. Gene Ontology annotation, biological process: intracellular sterol transport. The transcript has 4 exons.